This is a messenger RNA of Spizellomyces punctatus DAOM BR117, 2297 nucleotides long. RefSeq lists its product as uncharacterized. Gene Ontology annotation, biological process: regulation of DNA-templated transcription. The transcript is spliced from 3 exons. Gene Ontology annotation, cellular component: nucleus. Bases 123 to 1994 code for a protein of 623 amino acids. Gene Ontology annotation, molecular function: DNA-binding transcription factor activity, RNA polymerase II-specific; zinc ion binding; RNA polymerase II transcription regulatory region sequence-specific DNA binding. Lineage: Eukaryota; Fungi; Chytridiomycota; Chytridiomycetes; Spizellomycetales; Spizellomycetaceae. The record is from RefSeq and is a predicted model, not a curated record.
AGGCUAUUUUCUUUUGCCACCUGCAAGCAGUAAACGGGACGCAAGGAUUUGGUGCUGACGACGAGGUUGAUUAUCGUUCGGCGGAACGGUCCGCGCUCUCCUUGUCUUUUUAUACGACGCAAAUGGACGGCAUUGCAACUGAACAAGCACCUCAACAAACAACAAACACAACCUUAUCGCACAAUACAGCCAACAACCCUCCAAGUGUAUCCCAAACCCUUACGCUUUCCCACCUCGCGGCUCCUACGGCUGCUUUCGUUCACCUCGUCGCUGCUGCUGCCGCUGCAGCGUCAGUUCACAACUCUACUUUGACAACGCAACAGCAGCAAGCACUUACCAACCCGCAAACGGACCCGCAUCCUGCAAAAAUUCACGACACGAUGGUUACAACACCUGGGAUUGUUCAUCCGCUACAAAUCGGCGCUCUUGCACAUUUGCAACAUCAACAGCCGUCCUCAGCAAAUACAUCAGGAAUGUCUGCACUGCAGCAGCAACAGCAACAACAGCACCUUACUGAGCCGAAACAAGAACCUGAUGCUAAUUCGGACGGAGGAGUGAACGCAAAUGCAAAAGGAAAUAAGAAGCGAAAAGGCGCAUUAAACAAGCGAAAAGUUUCGCAUGCAUGUGUUUACUGCAGACGAAGCCACAUGACUUGCGACGACGGUCGACCUUGUCAGCGUUGCAUCAAACGAAAGAUUGCCCACUUGUGUCAUGACGAUUACAAAACCAAUGCUACGCGGACCAACAGACGUCGUUCAGUCCAACCGCCAAGUUCCGUUAUUGUCACAUCUCCUCCCUCAACCGCAGCCAUCCACGAGUCCUCUGAUUCCUCUUCACCCGCUUCUACCCCGCCUCCUCCUAUAUCCGCCCCGAUAAUGACCGCAACCACUUCACAACCGCAACAGACAGCCUCUUUAUCAAUGUUGGAUCCUGGCCUAGCGGAAGAUCUGGUCGGCUUACCAUCGGAUCGGGACUUGACAGCUACGGUCGCAAAUGCUUUAGCUACCCUUGACCCAGUAACUAUGGCACCGGCAUCUACAUCUGCGCUCGCCUUGGAUACUGCUUUUACAUUUGCGAGCAUGUCGGCAUUCCCUCCUGUUUUUGCUAGCGAAAGCAUGGGGCACGAAUUUGCCAUUAUCUCGGACUUUCUUGCAAGUUGGGAUGGGACGUUUGAUGGUACUCUUGAUCCUUCUCUUGUUGACAUGGAUUUGGUUGAUAUGUCUGCACCAGGAAGUGGUUAUGCAACGCCAUUGGGAGCUGCGUCGUCAACUACAUCUCAAGAGUCACUUUUAAAUGGGACGAAACUGAGCAGCGCUGAGCGAUUCAUUCUCACGGCUGCUGACCCGAAAGACGGACCAUCCGAAGACCGUCUUCGGUCGGUCAUUAGUGCAAAGAUUGAGGCUGGACUUCUCAAGCCCUACAACUAUGUCAAUGGGUACACUCGCCUUCAAAAGUGGAUGGACUCUCACAUGCCCGCCCCUUCCCGUCAGCGAAUUCUCAAUGUGAUGGGGAUAUUCAGACCUAUGUUUCGUUCCGUCGCGCAAUCUCUCACCGAUUACGAUCUGGUUUUGGUGGAAGAAUCUUUUGAGCGUUUACUCCUCGAGUACGACCGCGUCUUUUCGUCAAUGGGAAUACCGGCAUGCUUGUGGAGGCGUACAGGCGAGAUAUGGAAGUCCAAUAAGGAAUUUGCCUCUUUGGUUGGAAUUCCGAUUGAGCAACUACGAGAGGGCAAAACGUGUAUAUAUGAGUUGAUGAACGAAGACAGUGCUGUGAAUUAUUGGGAAAAAUACGGCAAUAUCGCUUUCGAUGCUGGACAAAAGGCGGUUUUGACGAGUUGUGUUUUGAGGAAUCCGGCGGAUGAUCCGGCGCCGGAUGGAGACGGACUAGUGCGACAUAAGGGGAAGGAAGUUCAAUGUUGUUUCAGCUUUACAAUUCGACGAGAUCGGUAUAAUAUUCCAUUACUGAUUGCUGGAAACUUUCUCAUUGCGUCAUAGAAUGAGAGAUGAGAUUAUAUUUGCAAAGCCCUACUCGGCAAUACCCAGAGAAAGACGUACAUAGAAGCUGAGGGAUGACGGGAAUGCUGCCCGCAAGGCAACCGUACACACACUAGAUGGACAACAUCAACUUUUUUAUUUGUACAUAGUGAUUGUUGGCUAGCAAUAGUUGCUAAUAAAGAAAGGAGGGCACGCGGGGCAGGCCAAGCGAAGCUCUCCUUGUGUUCUGCGCUUUCGAUCGUGGUGAAUUUCCAUUUGCAUGCUUACCAUAAAAGGAAUGUGCUAAGCUAUGGCGCAGUAAGC